UCAGAAGGUGGCGGUAGUGUGCAACACAAGAAGGCUUACCGACUGUCAUUAAACCAAAGGAAAAAAAGAGGAAGAAGAAGAAGCAAAAUAGGAGCGUGUCUGACACAACGAAGAGGUUGCGUUUGACGAGCACAAAAUGGGGAACAGAGACGAUGAAUAUGAUUUCUUGUUUAAAGUCGUGCUUAUAGGAGACUCUGGGGUGGGGAAGAGCAACCUCCUGUCCCGUUUCACGAGAAAUGAGUUCAACCUGGAGAGCAAGAGCACCAUUGGGGUGGAGUUUGCCACUCGCAGUUUACAGGUGGACAACAAAACCAUCAAGGCUCAGAUUUGGGACACCGCCGGACAGGAGCGCUACAGAGCCAUCACCUCGGCGUAUUACCGCGGCGCAGUCGGGGCUCUGUUGGUUUACGACAUCGCCAAACACCUGACGUACGAGAACGUGGAGCGCUGGCUAAAGGAGCUAAGGGAUCACGCCGACAACAACAUCGUAAUAAUGCUGGUCGGCAACAAAAGCGACCUACGACACCUCAGGGCCGUUCCCACUGACGAGGCUCGAGCUUUUGCAGAGAAGAACAGAUUGUCAUUCAUUGAGACGUCAGCGUUGGACUCGACAAAUGUAGAAGAGGCCUUCAAGAGUAUUUUAUCAGAAAUCUACCGCAUCGUGUCACAGAAGCAGAUAGCCGACAGGUGUUCACAUGACGAGUCUCCCGGCAACAACGUCGUGGACAUCAGCGUCCCGCCAACCACCGACGGCCACAAGAGCAACAAAAUGCAGUGCUGCUAGAAUGUGAUAUUUGUCCCUCCUCUUCUCAUCCUCACCAUCAUCUACCCUGAUGUUACCUCAGCUAAGCACUUUUGCCUUCCCUCCUCACUCUCUCACUACUUCGGCCACUAAAGACGUGCCCAGAAGCCUUUUGCGGUAAAGAAUGUGAACGGUGUUUACUGAGCUUGCCAUGAAGCAUUUCACUUCUGACCACUAGAUGGUGCUGUGCAAAUCAUGUAUUGGCAGCCACUUCCCAGUGAGGCAGGCAGUAUUAUUGAAUUCUGUGUCUAUUGAAAUACUAUUGAUAAUAGUUGUCACUGUUUUGUUGAUUUAAUGACUGGUUAUGUUUACAAUAAAAUAAAAAGCCAUUCCAUCUUG
Messenger RNA from Nerophis ophidion (straightnose pipefish), 1141 nucleotides. Its product is annotated as ras-related protein Rab-11B-like. Gene Ontology annotation, biological process: constitutive secretory pathway; regulated exocytosis. Bases 137 to 784 code for a protein of 215 amino acids. Gene Ontology annotation, cellular component: recycling endosome. The transcript has 5 exons. Lineage: Eukaryota; Metazoa; Chordata; Actinopteri; Syngnathiformes; Syngnathidae. Gene Ontology annotation, molecular function: GTP binding; GTPase activity. The record is from RefSeq and is a predicted model, not a curated record.